UAUUCCAUUGUUACUAGCAUUUUCAUUUUGAAAAUAAUAAAUAAAUAAACAAAACUCAUCAGGUUCUAUCUAUGAUCACAGACGUGAAAGCUGCAGGUGCAGGUGCCUUGGGUGCCAAGACAGCACGAGCGUGUGAUAGCUGCCUGCGCAGGAGAGCGCGGUGGUUUUGUGGAGCUGAUGAUGCUUUCCUCUGCCAUGGCUGCGACACUUUGGUUCACUCUGCAAAUCAGUUAGCCAGCAGACAUGAAAGGGUUCGUCUUCAAACUGCGUCCUCUGAAAAGGUAACCACUACACACGCAUGGCACAGUGGAUUCACACGCAAGGCAAGAACCCCACGUCACAACAAGCACUUGGCUCUGCAACAACGUCUCAAAGACCAUGUGUUCUUCAACAACUCUAGUUUUCUUCCCGUUGUGCCAGAGCUCGGAGGUGAAGAAUCACCGGUUGAUGAUGAGACUGAGGAUCAGCUCCUUCUUCGUGUGCCUGUGUUCGAUCCAUUCGAUGUUGAACCUUGCAAUAUAUAUAACCAAAGGAAAAAAGAUGCUGGUUAUGAAGAAGAAGAAGACUGUGACUUGGACAAUUUCUCUGAGUUUCUCCCAUCAGACAUGGAUCUUGCUGAGUUUGCUGCUGAUGUUGAAAGCCUACUUAGGGGUGGGUUUGAUUAUAAAGAAGAAGAUGAAACAGAUAAAUAUGCCAAAAGUUCAAUGGUUAAGGUUAAGGAUGAAGAACUUGAUGCUGAUACGGGUUUUGAUUUGGAGUCAGUUCUUGACAUGACAAGCAAGGAUGCCUUUCAUUGGAACAUUGACUCUGUGCUGUCACCGGCAUCAACUGCAAAGGAAGAGGAGGAAAAGGUGGUGGUGGUGCCUGUGAUGGCAAGUAAUACUAGUGUGAGUAAAGAGGGAACAAAGAGAGACAUAUUUUUGAGACUAAACUAUGAGGAGGUUAUUACUGCUUGGGCCAGCCAAGGUUCUCCAUGGACAACAGGAAAACCACCUAAGUUCAACUCUGAUGACUUCUGGUCAAACUGCUUGGGUUCGAGUGAUGCAGAUGGGGAAGUAAGAAGCUUAAGGGGGCACCUAGUAGGGAAUGGAGAUGGAGGUAGAGAAGCAAGAGUAUCGAGGUACAGAGAGAAGAGAAGGACUCGUUUAUUUGCAAAGAAGAUUAGGUACGAAGUAAGGAAGUUGAACGCUGAGAAGAGACCUAGAAUGAAAGGUCGUUUUGUCAAGAGGACAUGCUUUGUUGGAGCCACUGACUUUCCAGCUUACCACUGACAUCAAUCAGCAGUUAACUUUCCCUGUUUGCUCUUCUGCAAAUUUGGAAUAUUGUCUAGUUUGGCUAUAUAAUUAAUUAAUAAUAUUAAUUACUGGGUCAGGUUUCACUAGAAUUGUUGCUUGGGGAUAUUUCUAUGUAUCUCUAGCAGGACUAGUGCUAAUGGUGAUCCUUCUCAGCAGCAGGUUGAAGACUUGGGUAAUCUAGUUUUGGAAGGCGCCUUUUAUUGUUCCUUAUUAGAAAAUUCAAUCAUUCCAUGCUGAUGCUAUGAAUACCUAGUAGAUUUUUUAGGAUACUGAUUAAAAUGUUUAAUAUCAGGUCGAGAUGACUAUUAAUUAUGAUUAUCUCCA
Messenger RNA from Gastrolobium bilobum, 1619 nucleotides. RefSeq names its product zinc finger protein CONSTANS-LIKE 6-like. NCBI's taxonomy places the organism in Eukaryota, Viridiplantae, Streptophyta, Magnoliopsida, Fabales, Fabaceae. The record is from RefSeq and is a predicted model, not a curated record. The coding region runs from base 72 to 1271 and encodes 399 amino acids. Gene Ontology annotation, cellular component: nucleus. The transcript is spliced from 2 exons. Gene Ontology annotation, biological process: regulation of DNA-templated transcription. Gene Ontology annotation, molecular function: protein binding; zinc ion binding.